Cajanus cajan (pigeon pea) is the source of this 681-nucleotide messenger RNA. Lineage: Eukaryota; Viridiplantae; Streptophyta; Magnoliopsida; Fabales; Fabaceae. The record is from RefSeq and is a predicted model, not a curated record.
UCUCAUCCAUAUCAUCCCAUCCCAAUAACAAACACUGAAACCCAUCUUCAAAAAAACCAAAUAGAAGUGAAAAAAUGAACUCAACCAUGGGUGGACCAAGAGCAAAUGAUUUCAGAAACUUGAGUUCUCCAAUUCCCUACCUCUUUGGUGGCUUAGCCUUCAUUCUUGCAGUGAUUGCAGUUGCAUUGCUCAUCCUAGCUUGUUCUUAUCGUAGAAAAUACUAUUCUUCCGACUCAGCUAGUGAUGAAGAGAAAGCACCCAAGAUGGUGAAUAAUAAUGUUUCAGAGCCAAAGAUUGUUGUGAUCAUGGCUGGUGAGAGCAACCCCACUUUUUUGGCCAAGCCAGUUCCAUCCACAGCCCACACUGGAUCAGAGUCUGAGUCUGAGUCAUAAACACCGUCUUCUUCAAACUUUUUAACUAUAGUGGAGUCUCCUUUCUUCAUUACUUUUUUUUUUACAAAACUUAAAUAUGAGACAUUGUUUAAUGGAACUAAAUUCAGUGCUAUUCAGACCAACUAUUUCACAGUGUUUUCCUUGUUUUUCUGGUUUAAUUUUGAUCCAUUAGUUAUAUAAAUGAAUACAAUUUUGUAGCUCAUUAAACUCUUGUUGAAUCUGCGAGAUAUGAUGUAAUUGAUUGAAGAGAAUGAAAUGGAUAUGGUAUAGUGUUCAAAUUUUUUUUGUU